UUCCGAAAUGGCUGCGGCCGCCCACCUUUCCCGUAGGGGCUGAGUGUGCAUCUCCCCACGCUUGCCAGCCUCAGGAGCCGUCUCUGUGGCGCUGCAGGCACGUCCCGGGCCUCCGCAAGGGGCCACCAAGGACAUGGGGAAGAUGCUCGGGGGUGACGAAGAGAAGGACCCAGACGCCGCCAAGAAGGAGGAGGAGCGGCAGGAGGCGCUGCGCCAGGCGGAGGAGGAGCGCAAGGCCAAGUACGCCAAGAUGGAGGCGGAGCGCGAGGCCAUGCGCCAGGGCAUCCGAGACAAGUACGGCAUCAAGAAGAAGGAGGAGCGCGAGGCCGAGGCGCAGGCCGCCAUGGAGGCCAACUCCGAAGGGAGCCUGACGCGGCCCAAGAAGGCCAUCCCGCCGGGUUGUGGGGACGAGGUCGAGGAGGAGGACGAGAGCAUCCUGGACACCGUCAUCAAGUACCUGCCCGGGCCGCUGCAGGACAUGCUCAAGAAGUAGCCCCGCGCGGGACAGCGGCCCCGCGGAGCCCCGUCCCUCCCCCCUGCAGACCCUCCGCGGAGGCCCCCAAGGGACGAGCAGCGUGCAGCCCCUACGCCGAUAUAAGCCAUAGCCCCAGGCCCGCCCUGCCUGCGCC
Molecule: messenger RNA, 629 nt
Organism: Mandrillus leucophaeus (drill)
Lineage: Eukaryota; Metazoa; Chordata; Mammalia; Primates; Cercopithecidae
Gene: CPLX1
Product: complexin 1
Exons: 3
Coding region: 134-493 (119 amino acids)
Biological process (GO): regulation of neurotransmitter secretion; synaptic vesicle exocytosis; neurotransmitter transport
Cellular component (GO): terminal bouton; SNARE complex
Molecular function (GO): syntaxin binding
Source: RefSeq, a predicted model, not a curated record